Messenger RNA from Debaryomyces hansenii CBS767, 1536 nucleotides. Its product is annotated as DEHA2D01342p. Lineage: Eukaryota; Fungi; Ascomycota; Pichiomycetes; Serinales; Debaryomycetaceae. Gene Ontology annotation, molecular function: N,N-dimethylaniline monooxygenase activity; flavin adenine dinucleotide binding; NADP binding. Bases 1 to 1536 code for a protein of 511 amino acids. The transcript has a single exon. The record is from RefSeq and is a predicted model, not a curated record.
AUGGUUUUCAAGGUUGACUCAAUAGCCAUAAUAGGUGCAGGACCUUCGGGAUUGGCCGCUCUUUAUGAAUUUCUUCAUACGUCUAAACAAGGUGUAAGCUCUUUUGGUAGUAAGGAGCCUGAAGAGAAGGCUUUUGAAGAAAUAGUAGUUUUCGAGCAGAAAUCUAAUCCGGGGGGCGUAUGGGCUGUUCCAGAUGAAGAGAAAGUAUCUUAUUUGAAGGACCUUUACCAGUAUGACUCACUUCAGAACAUCCUUGACUCAAAGGAAAAGAGCUUACAAAGUGCAAUCAGAAGCUACAAUUCGCGGAUUCCUUUAGAAGUUAAUAAAUCGGAUGACUCAGUGUCUUGGAAGGGAACACCUUUGUAUAAGAAUCUUUUUACAAAUAUACCAAAGAGAUUUACAAGAUUUUCUACUAGUGCGUAUAAAGCUAUUGGAAAUGGUAGGCCCAUAGACCCAUUUUUGAGAGAUUUUGAAUUAAGGAGUCACAUCCAGAAUUACGUAUCUGAGCAUGACUUGGAAAAGCAUAUCAAGUUCAACACAGAAGUGGUUAAGGCUGUGAAAAAGGGUGACAAGUGGCUACUUACCCUCAAGUAUGAGGAUAAAGAUACCGAUAAAAAAGAAUUUUAUCUGAAAGAGUUUGACGCUAUCGUGGUAGCGAAUGGAAGUUAUACGCUUCCUUAUAUUCCCCAGAUCGAAGGGUUGAAAGAGUACGAAGAAGCUCAUCCUGGCUCCAUUUUACAUUCUAAAUUUUUCAGGGACUAUGAGGACUAUAGGAACCAAAAAAUUAUCAUCUUGGGUAGCUCUGUGAGCGGAUUGGCUCUUUCUCAGUACUUAAAACCACUUGCAAAAGAAUUUAUUCUUUCGCGUAAAAACAGAAAGGAAAUCUUAGAUUGGAUGAAUGACAUUAUUUAUUCAAAAGAAGUGACUGUGAAAUCUCCAAUCAAACGGUUUAUUCCCUCAAGUAAAGAAAUUUGGUUUGAUGAUGGUACUAGAGCGAAGGAUUUUGACAAGAUAUUGUUAGCGACAGGUUACUAUCCCUACUAUCCUUUCUUUGAAAAAGGCUUUUUAUCCCUCUCCGUCCCUCCAGAGAAGAAAGGGCCUGCUAAUAAUUCUAGGAUCAAGAACCUAUACUACAAUAUUUUCAAGAUAGAUGAUCCUACAUUAGCCUUUGUUGGAUUAAUUAAAACUUCGCAACUCUUCACUGGAUUUGAAUCUCAAUCUGCUGCAGUUGCAGGUAUAUGGAGUAAUGCUAAACAGUUGCCAUCUCUCAAAGAACAAUAUGACUGGGAACUCAAAAAAUUAGAAGAGACACCCGAUACUUCGCGUUUCUAUGUAUUUUCAAAUGAAGACGUCGAAACUAAAUAUUUUGACAGGAUCAAAGAUUUCUUUCCCUUCGCAAGAAAAUAUCCUCUCGAUGAAAAUUAUUAUGAACACUUUGAAGAUUUUAAAAUUGGAGAGCAGAAGCUUGCCGAUCUCUCGCUUUCCAUAAUAAGAAAGAAAGUAGUGUUCGAAAACGGUGAAUACAUAGUGAAAUAG